AUGAUUCUAACAGGAAAUACUUCCCCCAGGGCAAACAGCUUGCAGCAACAUCUCAACGAAUGGGUGCAGAAAACCAAGAAACUAGAAGAAACCCUCAACACCGAACGCAAGAUCCGCGAAACCGAGAGAAAAGAAAACACCCGGAACUACGAAAAGGUUCAAUCCCUGCUGUGCGAAAAGGGUCAAUUGAACUCUCAGCUAGCCCAAAUGCGAGAGGGGAUUAUAGGCGAACGUGCUGCCACCGCCAAGAAUUACCAGGAGGCCCAAAAAACCCUUGAAAAGCGACAGGAAGAGAGGAUCAAGGCCGAAGGCCUUCGUCACCAAUUCGCCCUGGAUCGAUCCUCUCAGUGGGAAAUUGAACUGAAAAACGAGGUGCACAAUCUUCGAAGCAACAAUGUGGCGCUGAAGUCUGAGCGAGAGGAACUUCGAGACCGGAUCGUUGAACAGAAGCGUGAGCUGGACAUACUUCGAGACCAGAUCGCCGGAUACAGGCGUGAGAUGGACAUACUUCGAAACCGGAUCGCUGAGCAGCAGCGCAAGAAGGAUACACGUCUGGUCGAGAUCACCAACCCUAUUCCCAAGCUUGAAAACAUUCCAAUUGACCUUUUCGACUUGGAGAACACAUGGAUUAAAGCUGAGCAACUCUCUGACGGAGAAUUUGACUCGCCGAUGCCAGACAUUGUGGAUUUUCAGGCACUGCGCAACGAGUAG
This is a messenger RNA of Penicillium waksmanii, 711 nucleotides long. RefSeq lists its product as uncharacterized. The record is from RefSeq and is a predicted model, not a curated record. The transcript has a single exon. Bases 1 to 711 code for a protein of 236 amino acids. Lineage: Eukaryota; Fungi; Ascomycota; Eurotiomycetes; Eurotiales; Aspergillaceae.